AUGGCGGCGAUCGAGGUGGUCGACGUGCGGACCGACAUGCGGCUGCAGCGGUUCGACGGCACGGGUGAGAAGUGGGGAGACUGGAGUCUCCGAUUCGAGGCCUACACCGCGCUGCCCGGUUUCGAGGAGUUCAUGGCCGCGGCGGACCAAAGGCAGGACCCGCUGCUGAACGACCAGCUCGACGAGCGCGCGAGGCAGGUCAGCCAGCGUCUGUGGCACCUGCUGACCACGUAUUGUGAGGGCAAGGCGAUGGGAGUGGUCAAGCUCUUGCGCAAGAGCGGCCUCGAGGACAAGUGGGCCAAGGAUCGCGAGGCGGGCGUCGACUUCUUUCAGUCGCUCACCGCCUCGGAGGCGAUCGUGGCCGAGUACGUGGAUCAGAGCGGCGAAGCCGUCUCUGACAAUGUCAAGGUGAGCGUGCUGCUGGAGCACGCGCCAGAUCCAUAUCGUGAGGUGCUGCGACAGGCCCCAGAGGAGGUGAAGCUCACAUUCGGUGCAGCUCGCAGUCACAUCAGGGGCUACUACAAACAGGGAAGGACUUCAACUCACGUCCCAGACGUGGGUGGGGUCGUCCCGAUGCAGGUGGAUGCAGUCCGCGCCCGGCUUCCCAAUGGCAUGGCCAGCGGCGAGGGCAAGACGCACAAGUCGGACAAGUCAGGCGGGACGUCGGGCAGAUCCCAGAAGGGCAAGGACUCGAAGACCCAGUCUAAUGGUCGUGACGGCGGCAAGCACGGCAACAACCAGCCGGAGGUUUUUGACGGCGAGUGCGGCUACUGCGGCAAGUGGGGCCACAAGCGGGCAGACUGCAGGAAGAAGGCCGACGACUCGAAGAAGGAGCCAGGUCACACGCCAGCGGUUCAAGGCGACGCGGCCUCGCCAUCAGGCCAGCAGCCAGCGGAUGGCACGGUGAAGGCGGCGUCGGGCUACUAUGACGGCAAGCCCGACGGCUGGGUGUUCGCGGUCACGGCGCAGACGGACGGCAAGGUGGCGAAGGUCGGCGGCUCCAUCUUGGUCGACAGCGGCAGCGACGAUCAUCUCUGCAGGCGUAGAUUUGUCCCAGAGGCCCCCAUCAGCGCUGCAGUGGACGCGCCGAGGCUCUUCGACGUGCAGCAGCGCCCACUACCGACGGCAGGCCUGAGGGGAGCAGAAAUGACCAUGAAGGAGGGCAUCACGGCGACGGCGGACUUCCUCGUCGCUGACGUGAACGACGAUCUGCUGAGCAUGGGGGAGCUGCUCAGGCAGGGCUUCAGGUUCAACCACAGCUUGGAGGACUGGCUCUACAUGACGAAGGGCCAUCGAAGCGUGCAGCUCACGCUGGAGAGGAACAGCCUCAGGUUCCCGAUUGUCGCGGCGGGCCCUGCAGCUGAGGCUCACCGCUGCCUCGGCGCGGCAGAGCGGCAGGAUGCGGCGACAGCUCCUGUGCUCAACGCGGACAGCUCGGUCGGCGCGAUGAGGGCCAGGCUGAGGAAGUUGUGCGUGCCCAUCUACGGUGCCAAGGCGGAGCUCUGGGACAGGCCCAUCGUGGCGGAGGCCGCGGUCAGGCGAUCGGAGGCUGAGAGGGCGCGCAAGCAGGCAGUCACGGAGCAGCUCGGGUGCGAGGAGUGCACCCGCGGCAAGACACCCGACACUCCUCGCACUCACGUCGCGCUCGAGGACUCCGAGCGGAAGGCGCCGCUCAUCAGCUUUGACUUUGGGUUCUGCAAGACGGCUGAUGAGGGCGGGGGUUUGGCGAAGGUUGAGGGCGCCUACGCGACCAUGCCCGUGGCGUUCAGCUCGGACGCUGGAGUAGUAAAGGUCAUUCCAUGCCCAUCGAAGUCGGCAUUGCCAUGCGCGAUUGAAGGUAUCAAGCAGUUCGCGCAGCGGCUCGAGACGGGCAAGUGCAGACUCAGGACCGACUCGGAGCCUGCAUCGAAGGCGAUCCUGGACGGGGUAGUCGCAGAGCUGACGGGCAAGGUCAUUCCAGAGCUGACGCCCACGCACAGCAGCCAGUCCAACCCAGCGGAGGCGGCGGCGAAGAUCGCCGCGGGCCAGACGCGGGUCCUCAGGUUGGAUCUUGGGAAGCGCUACGGCACCAAGAUCACGGCGGCGAUGCCGAUCCGGGCCUGGAUGAUGCGUCACGCUGGGUGGCUGCACGAACGGUAUUCGCGACGAGCUGGAGGGCAGAGCCCGCAUGAGAUGGCGACGGGCACGCCGUGCAAGGGCGACCUCUGCAACUUCGGCGAAGCGGCAGAGAGGCGCGGGCUGCCGCCUGAGGCGGGGGCCUCAGAGAGCAUGCGAGCGCGGGUUGCGGCGGUUCACGAGCUGGGCGUCGGCGACAUAGACGACCCGCCCGACGCGUUCUGGGAGGGGAUCUCGGAUGAGGUCGAGGACCCGACCGAGGUCAUGUUCGACGUGGACGGGCAGGGCGAGCUGGAUAAGAAGCUCACGCUGGAGCACCUGCAGAGCCUCCUGGACCACGGCGUCGGCGAGGACAUCCCCAAGUCGGAGGCAAGGGGGAUGAAACGCAUCGCCGCCCGCUGGGAGAAGCAGUGGAGGUGGAAGCCAGCGCGACUGGAGUGGCAGCGUAAGGUGAGGUUCGUGUGCCGUGAGUUCCGCUGGCAGGAGUGGCGCGACGACCUGUUCACGCCAGGAUCGGCUCCGAUCUCCAACAGGCUCAUCGACUUCGCGGCUCUCAAGCGCGGCUUCGAGGUGAUGGCGCUGGACGCGACGGGCGCCUUCUACCGGGCGCCCGAGCACGAGGACGUGGUGGUGGAUCCACCGCAGGAGUACUUGGGCAGGCUGCAGGCAGAGGGCAAGAGCACGGACAUCUACUGGAAGUUGAAGAGACAGUUGCCUGGCAGGCGCACGGCGGCGCCUGGCUGGGUGGAGCACAUGGCGGGCACCCUCAUGGGCGAGAUGCGCAUGGCGAGGUGCGAGGUGGCUCCUCAGUUCUUCUACAACUCAGAGACCGAGGUGGUGGUCGAGCUCCACAUGUGCGACCUGCGCAUGGCAGGGCCAAGGGGCGCGCUGGAGGGCUUCCGCGACGAGCUGGGACAGCGCGUGACCUUCAGCGGCGGCGAGAUCCACGAGCACGGCGCCACCUGCGAGCACCUGGAGGGGCUGAGGGCGCGGUUCGAGCACGGGGCGGAGCUGAGGGCGAACCCGAAGUACCUGGACUACGUGGUGGAGACACUUGGUCUCGGGGGCGCGAACACGGCUGGCAUGUGCCGAUCAUGCGUGGGGGCGCUGAUGUACUGCGCCCAUGACAGGGCGGACUGCCAGUGUCAGGUGAGCCUGCUAGGACGGAUGCCGUCGGGCCCCACCGCCGGUGCCUUCACUGCACUUAAGUGGUUGGCCAGGUACUUGAUGGGCACGAGGGGUGCGGUGAACUGGCCCCCGAGGCCGACGGAGGGCACAAACGUCGAGCUGGUGGGCUACGGCGACAGCGACUGGGGGAUUGUGGCGACUAGCUCGGGAGUGGCAGAGUACUACGCGGCGACUGCGGUCGCCGAGGAUCUCCUUUACUUCAAGUCGCUCCUGGAGUUCAUGGGCUUCACGGUGGCGGCGACUCUUCUGACGGACUCGUCGGCGGCCCGAGGGAUUGCCAAACGCGAGAAAGUUGGCAAGGUCAGAAGCCUGGAGGCGCGCGUGCUUUGGGCCCAGCAGGCGAUCAAGAGGAAGCUGAUGGACCUCGGGACCGUCGGCACCGACAACAACCAGGCCGACCUGGGCACGAAUACCAUCGGGUACGAGCGCUUCGUCAAGCUCAGGACGAUGAACGGCAUCUACACGGACAUGGGCCAGGUCGCGGAGAGCGACCACCAGUCGGAGGAGAUGGACUUCGAGGUGGGGGCGGCGGCUCGGGUUCGGCGCGCCCCAGGCGCGGCCGCUUCACCGAAUGUGACCCGCUCAGCGCCUCUGGCGAUGAUCACGGCGGCGGUAGCGCUCCUUCAAGGGUGCGAAGGGCCCGCCACCGAGUACGACGGCUACUGCGACGCGGAGGUUUGCUCCAAGGACGGCGCGGUCGUGAGCGAUUGGACGAACUACUGGCUGGUGCUGGUCGUCUGGACGCUGGUCGUGGCCACCGUCUUCGGCUACGCGGGGUUCCGCUACGCCAGCUGGGGGGAGCAGGAGUGGCUCCUCGUCCAGACCCAACCCGGUGACGCGAAGGACAAGAAGAUCGACUCUGGCAUUGGCUGCAUGUCAUCCACGUCGACCAAGUCGACUGUGGACCAGAGCAACCGCAUGAGGAGGACGGUUGGCACUCAACCGCAGACAACGUACAAGUGGAGAUGGGCCACUCCACGUUUUCAGCCACUGUCGAUCAGCAUGCACGGUGCCUUCCUUGAGGCCGGCCCAGGAGUGCCCCUCUUGACCAGCGACCGCCAGUGUGCAGCCCAGUGGGCCGUGGUCCAGAUCUAUUGUUGCAGGUUGAUGCGGAUCAACACGGACAGUCUGGACAACUCCGACAGCAACGGCAGCGGCGCGGCGGAGUCCCCCUGCGGGGAGAGCGCCUCCCAGAUCCAGAGUGCAGAGCUGGACCUACGAGGGGAGUGGCUGGCGGGCGCCUCUGGCGCCGGCGCUCCUCUGCUCCUGUUUCCCUGCGCGAAGGCCUCGGUGCGUGACGACAAGAAGAAGGCCGAGCGCGGCCUGCCGAAGCUGCCUGCGGGGGGCUCGGGCCCGGCCGGCGGGGCGCGGAGGCCCCCCGCGGUCGGGGCGCGCGCAGGCGGGGUCGCACCGUCCACCAGCACGAGACGCCAGGCGCCGCCAGCCAAGGCGUGUGCAUGGAUGGGGCUCCGCCGAGGGCUGGCGCUAGUGGCGGAGGCGCUCGGGGACUCGAGCUGCCUGGUCGUCAGCGGCGGGACCGGCAGCGGCAAGAGCACCCAGAUUCCGCAGUACCUGGUCGACGAUUUCAGACCAGAGGGGCUAGGUGGCCCGACCGACGCCGCCAGCCCCAAGGGCGACAGCGGCGCCAGGUGGGCGGAGGCGCCCUCGUCCGCGGCCAGCACCGCCGACGGCACCGCCUCCGAGGGGCCCUUGUCCUGGGCGCGGUCGGCCCGGGUGGUCGUGACGGAGCCGCGCCGCAUCGCCGCGAUCGCCCUCGCGGAGAGGGUGGCCUUCGAGCGGGGCGAGCCCGUGGGGCGCAGCGUGGGGUACAGCGUGCGCGGCGACUCGUCGCCGCCCAACCGCGGGCUGCGCGGCGGCACCAUGGAGUUCUGCACGGUUGGCAUAUUGCUGCGCAGGCUGCAGAGGGACCCUCUCCUGAAGGAGGUCUCACACGUGCUCGUCGAUGAAGUUCACGAGAGGGACCUCAUGACGGAUUUUUUGCUGAUCCUUCUGAAGGAGCUGCUGUGCGUGCGGAGCGACCUGCGCGUCGUACUUAUGAGCGCCACGCUCGACGUCCACACGUUCACGGGGUACUUCUGGGGCUGCCCCUGCCUGGAGAUCCCCACCGGGCCUCGCUACGAGGUGCAGGAGGUUCCUGGGCGUUUCUGCAAGUUCUCGCGGCCACUGCUGGAGCGGGCUCGGAACGCGGGCCCUGUCGAGGAGCCCCUGGACAGGCGGGAGCGCAGUGGCAGCCGCAAGGAAAGCCCGGUGAAGAAGAAGGGCAAGAAGAGCCCCGAGAAGAAGGGGAAGAAGAGCCCCGAGAAGGGGAAGAAGAGCCCGGCGAAGAGCCGCAAGCUGAAGGCGCGCAAGAGCCCCGCGAAGAGCCGCAGCCGCAGCAAGACCCCGCCGCCGGCGAAGGUCAGCCGCAGGAGCCGGAGCGUCCGCAAGGCCGGGGUCCGGACGAGGAGUCGCAGCAGGCGCCGCAGCCAGAGCCGCCGCAGGUUGCUGGGGACCAUCCUCGCGGACUCCUCCGCCGCCGCUGCGCCGGGCGACGAGGACGACGACGUGCCGCCGCCGCCCGCGCCUCGGCCGGCCGAUGCGCGAGGAUCGAGGUCUUUAGAUGCUUUCACCUAUGCUGGCAGUUUUGGCUUGUGGGUGUUCGCAAACGUAGUCCUGUCCCACUGCAGCCGCUGCCGAGAUAAGCUGGAGGUCUCCAGGGGCGUCCAGAGUCUGCAGGCCCCCGUAGACAAGGAGGCGCCGGCGAGGGCACAGGAGCCGGCCGCCGAGCGGCCGCCAGCGGAGCCGGACGCCGAGCGGCCAAGGACCGGCUGGGACGUGCAGGGCCCCGACCCCGCGGGCCAGCGGAUGGUACACGAGAUUGUCACUGCGGCCGCAAGCUUCGCCAACCAGCUGGCUGCCUCUGCCAUAGGCGGGUGGGCCGUGCGGCCAGACGCGCCGCCCUGCCCGGCCUGCGUGUGCGAACCACGGCUCACGUGCGGGGCUUGCCCCGGGCCGGCGGCGGCGCCAGUGUGCCCAGCGGUCACCUGCGACUGCAAGGGCUUGGAGUGCCCGGCGUGCGAGGCCGGGCAGCAGCGGCCGGGGCUCUCGCUCUCGGCCGCGCUGGGCAGCAGGCUCGCGGCAGCCGCGGGCUUCGCCGCCGGAGCUGUCUGGACGCGGGGGUGCCGGAGGGGCGCCCGGCAGCCGGGGCUCCGACCCGGCCUCGCGGCGCUGGAGGAGGCGCCCACCGGCCGCGGCGCCGGUACGAUGGCGGCGGCAGCAGCAGCCGCGCGGCUGUCGCUCGACAUCCCCGAGCCCCAGGUGGCGGUCAACUUCGACGAGGACCCGAACUUCAGGCUCGAGGCGGACGCGCUGGGCAACGUGCUGGCAGCGGCGCCCGCGGAGCCGGGCGCGGCGGCGGCCGCCGCCGGCCUGGCGGCCGACUGGCGCUUCGCCGACACGGCGUACGAGAAGUUCGCGGAGACGGAGCAGAAGACCGCGGCCAUCACCAUGAAGCAGCAGCGCCCGUGCCAGGAGGAGGAGGACAAGCGCCGGGGCCACAAGGACAAGGACAAGAACAACAAGGACAAGGACAAGCGCCGGCGAGCCAAGACCGAGGCGCUGGUCGAAGGGGCCGUGGCGUCUCUCAACGCCAUGGCGCGCUGCCAGCCGGGAAGGGUUCUUCGCGCGGAGGAGCCUCGCCGUCUUUUUGAUGCUGACAUCGCGCCCGUGCAGGACGCGAUGUUGUGCAACGUUGCAAGAGCAGCUAAGCAGUUCGUGCCUGCGCCCGUCGUCGCGGAGGAGUUCCCCGAGGGCGCCCUGGCCGAGCUGGCGCAGUGUAAGUCUAUCUACGACCUGGACGGAAACUCCGCCCAGGCUGACUACGACCCCUCGAAGCUCAAGGUGCUCGAGCGGGCCUCCGUGCCGCUGGGCGCCCUGGACGUGGCGGGCGACGAGUGCCGCAGGUACCUCGAGGACCCGGACAACCUCAUCGUUCUCCCGCCCGACGAGCUCGCCUCGGUGGACGCGCCGGUCAAGGCGCACUGGGACAAGCAGUUCGCACGGCCAGGCGCAGCUCGACGGGAGUUCAUCCGGCGCCUCGACAAGGUCGGGCUCGUGGCCUGGCGGCUCCGUGCCCGAGCAGAGUGCGGGGCCUUCUUCGUCAAGAAGAAGGAAGGCAUGGACCUCAAGGGCGGCUUCUACCAGUUCAGGGUGGGGUCCGUCGCCAGCUGGUUCUCUCUCGGGGAGUCCUUCACCGCGGCCGAGGCCGGGGUCACCUCCGUCUACAGCGACGAGAAGGCGUGCUUCGUGGAGAUGCGCCGCGUGGUGGGGCACCUCGUCGACCACUUCUCGGCGCGGCGGGAGCUGCUCUCCUGCUUUUGCUUCGUCUACCGCUUCAUCGGAGACGGGGCGGGGCCCGCGAGGAGGCUCGACACCGCGACGCUGGAGGAGCUCCGCAUCAUCCAGGGGCUGCUGCCGCUCGCCGUCGUGGAGCUCGGGCGGCGAGAGCUCCUGGGCGCCCUGCCGGGCGGCCCCGAGGCGGUGCUGGAGGGUGCCCUCACCGACUUCGCGCGCGACUACCUGCUGCGGGACGUCGCCGACGCGAGGGCGCGGUGCGUGCCCGAGCGCCAGCCGCUGGUGGAGGUCGUCGGGCGGGUCCCGACCCUCAGCGCCUCUUGGGGCGAUCCGCGGCGGUGGGAAGCCGUGGUCAUCGGCAAGUGGAGGAAGCCGGACAAGAUUCGCAACCUUGAGGCCCGGGCCGCGAUCAUGGGGCUCCAGGAGUAUUGUGGCGACCCGGACCACCACUCGUCCGUCGUCCUGUCUCUCGGUGACAACAUGCCCGAGGUCCUGGCCAUUGGGCGAGGCAGGUCGCGCACGUGGGACCUCCUGCCGCUGGUCAGACGCGCGGGAGCCUGGCAGGUGGCGGCCAACGUGCGCUGGGCGCGGCGCCACAUCGAGACGCGCAGCAACCCCAGCGACUACGGCAGCAGGCUGCCCCACCUCCGGCCAGGCGAGGUCCGCCGCGGCGUGGCGGCUCGCCAGCUGGGCGCCGGGCGGCCGAGGGCCGCGCUCUGCGGGGCGCCAGGCCAGCUUGCCCUCAGCGCCCUUGGCACCCCCGCCCGCGGGCCAGAUCCGCUCGAGCGGGAGCCGCCAGGCCGUCUGCGAGACAGGCCGCCGCGGGAGCCCAGCGACCGCCGGCCGCCUCGGCAGCAGCAGUACUUCCUGGAGCUCUUCGCGGGGUGCAUGCGGCUCACCGCCUGCGUCGCCGCGCUCGGCCUGGCCGUCGCCGUGCCCGUCGACCUCGAGCUGGGGCUCGUGGUGGCGGCCGCGACCCGCAAGCGGUACGAGCAGUGCUACGCCGCCGUGGCGCACGCGGUCGGGCGGCUGCCCAAGAAGGACGACUACGACGCCUGGGGCCGCAUCAUGGUGGACUACGUGGAGGACCUCUACCGCGCCGGCGACGCGGCCACCGCAGCGAGGUACGCGUUCCACGGGGUCGCCUUCGUCAACGACUGGCCUCGGCGCUCCCCCGACCCGCUGCCCAAGACGCGGCUGUCCAUCCUGGCCUUCGCGAGGUCGUCCCCUGAGCACUGCCGCGACCCGCCUGCGGUCGAGCUGGUGUUGCUCGUGCUCGACCACUUCCUCGACCGGGCGGUGGGCGAAGAUUGCUUGCGCAUGGCCCUCGUCGCCGCCCACGGGGCCAUCAGCUUUGAUUGCUACCUGCGGCCGUCCGAGGGCUGGGCCAUCACCGUGGCGCCAGCAGGGAUCGACGCCAAGCCGGCGAAGAACCGCCGCUUCGAUGCCAGCGUGCUCGUGGGCGCCCACGACAGGAUGCUCAAGCUGCCCGACCUCGAGAAGGAGUAUCGUGCCGCUUCGGCCGCCCUCGGUUUCCGUGCGAUCCCUCACGGGCUGCGACAUGCUGGCCCGUCUCACGACGCCGUGGUCCACAAAGUGAAGAUAGAGGGCGUGCAAGCACGGGGACGCUGGGCCUCUCUGGAGUCGUGCCGCAUCUACACGAAGCCAGCGACCUUGGUUCGGUCGCUGAACGCCGUGAGCGACGACCUCCUGGACCGCGCUGGUGCCCUGAAGGCGACCUUCAGCCGGAGGCUCUUGAGCGUGCUCCGCGAGGGGCUUGGAGUCCCGCCCAGCAGAGGCUGGACCAUCGCCGUGGCGCCAGCAGGGAUCGACGCCAAGCCGGCGAAGAACCGCCGCUUCGAUGCCAGCGUGCUCGUGGGCGCCCACGACAGGCAGUGGGUCUGCGAGGUGCUAGAGCUCCUCGCGGCCGACCUCCAGCCGAACGAUCGGGUGUUCAGGAUGCUCAAGCUGCCCGACCUCGAGAAGGAGUAUCGUGCCGCUUCGGCCGCCCUCGGUUUCCGUGCGAUCCCUCACGGGCUGCGACAUGCUGGCCCGUCUCACGACGCCGUGGUCCACAAAGUGAAGAUAGAGGGCGUGCAAGCACGGGGGCGCUGGGCCUCUCUGGAGUCGUGCCGCAUCUACACGAAGCCAGCGACCUUGGUUCGGUCGCUGAACGCCGUGAGCGACGACCUCCUGGACCGCGCUGGUGCCCUGAAGGCGACCUUCAGCCGGAGGCUCUUGAGCGUGCUCCGCGAGGGGCUUGGAGCCCCGCCCAGCAGAGGCGGACUCAAGCGCAGGAGAGGCGUGACGAUCGUGUCCAGCGACUCCUGGAGGAUCGUCCUGACCUGCAGCUUUUGCCUGGAGGUGUCCACCCUCUCCGCCACCUUGGGCGUACCUGGCUGUGAUGAGGCCUUGCUCCCUGGCCGCGCGCGCGGCUGCAGGGAGGCCCUCGAACGGCCAGCGCAGAUGUUCGAGAGUCGCAUCCCAGAGCCCGUAUACUCGCAGCGCCCGGCGGCCGCCGACGCGGGCGCCGCGCCGGCCGGCGACGCCGCCGCGGUCUCCGUGGCGCUCCCGGGCGGCCUGCAGUUGUCGCCGCAGGGCCAGGUGGUCCCGGCGGCGGGCACGCCUGCGGCGCAGCCGGCCGCGCCGGUGCUGCCGCUGGGGCACACGGUCAAGCAGGUCCAGGUGAAGCAGUCCUGCGUGGGGUACAUCAUCGGCAAGGGCGGCGAGACGCUGAAGGGGAUCCAGGCGCAGAGCGGGGCCACGGUGCACAUCGACCAGAGCACCAAGGAGCUGGGCUACAGCCUGGUGCGCCUCACCGGGCCGGAGCAGGCGGUGGCCGCGGCCGAGGCCUUCGUCACCAACAAAGUCGCCGAGGUGGAGCGGGAGAAGAGCGCCCGAGAGAGCACCAGCUCGGAGCCGCAGAUCGCGGCGGCGGACGCGGCGUACGAGCUGAGGAUCGAGCAGAGUUACGUCGGCUUCAUCCUGGGCAGGGGCGGCGAGCAGGUCAAGCGGAUCAAGACCCAGACGGGGGCCAACAUCAGCAUCGACCAGAGCACGAAGGAGCAGGGCUACAGCGUGGCCCGCAUCCAGCAGGGCCUCGGGGCGGACUCCGCCAGGGCGCUGCUGGAGAGCAGGAUCGAGCAGGCCCGGGAGGCGACGCUCCAGCACCAGGUCACCUUCAGCGGCGACGAGGUCAUCGUACCGCAGUCCGUGGUCGGCUUCCUGAUCGGCAAGAACGGUGAGUCGCUCAAGCAGGUGAGGCAGCAGAGCGGUGCCGUGGUGGUGCUGAACCAGGACACGAAGGCCCAGGGCUACAGCGUGGCGCGCUUCGCCGGGGACCCUGCGGCCGUGGAGAUGGCGAAGUCCAUCGUGCAGGCCAAGAUGGCCGAGGCUUCCACCAAGCAGGCUGGCGCGGCUCCCGCGGCCCCGCCCGUCCUGCAGACCCUCCCGGCAGCCCUCCCCCCAGCAGCGCCCCCUGGGGUGCCGCCGCCGCCGCCGCCAGCGCCGCCUGCCGUGGCUCUCUCGGCGCUGGCGUCGCUGCAGGCGUUCUCGACGCAGCCCGCAGGGUCGACCCUGGUGGGGGCUCCGGCGCCGCCUCGGGUGCCGAUCGUCCUGCCUCCGCUGCGGGAGCCGCCGGCUCCGAUCGUGCUGCCGCCGUGCUUCGCGGGAGCGCCGCAGCCACAGUACGCCAGUACGGCGAUGCCGGUUGUCCAGACGGCUCCCGCAGGCGCUGGGUCAGGCGGCGGCGGCGGCGGGGAAGAUGGGUGGACCGUCGGCUAUGGCGUGCCGUCGCCUCCUCCGCCCCCUCCGCCUGCCGCCGUCGUGCCGUCUUGGCCGGAUGCGGGCACGGCGAUGGCGCCGUGGCAGGAUGCGGCCAGUUUCGCCCCGGGCGUGGACGACUCGUCGAGCUUCAUCAUCCCUGGCCUUGACGAGGUCGUCGCGUCGCUGCCAGGGUCGGACAUGGCUCCGCCGCCGCCGCCGCCGCCGAGCUGGUGACGCGCGGGCGCGGCCUGUCUGCGUCGCGAGGGGGAAUUCGCGCGCGGCACGCGGCUUGGAGUUCGUCCUCUGCCCGUCCUCGUCGUCGUUCUCGCCACUGGUGACGAGGCGCGUCGGUAUGAUGGUUGUAGGCAGGCGCACGGCUGUCCGCAGACCGCCCUUUGGGCCUGCCCUGCCGCUUGACCCCGGAGCUCCGACGGCUGGAUUUCUCCGAUGCGUGGUCCCACUGGCCCCUGGACGAGCUGCUAUGGGCCCUCUGGCCCCUUGGACGUCUCGCUCUCUGUCUGGGGACUGACUCCCUGGA
Molecule: messenger RNA, 11959 nt
Organism: Prorocentrum cordatum
Lineage: Eukaryota; Dinophyceae; Prorocentrales; Prorocentraceae
Source: the annotation of a GenBank genome assembly